Exophiala dermatitidis NIH/UT8656 is the source of this 1095-nucleotide messenger RNA. RefSeq lists its product as uncharacterized. Gene Ontology annotation, biological process: response to oxidative stress. The record is from RefSeq and is a predicted model, not a curated record. The coding region runs from base 1 to 1095 and encodes 364 amino acids. Gene Ontology annotation, cellular component: nucleus. NCBI's taxonomy places the organism in Eukaryota, Fungi, Ascomycota, Eurotiomycetes, Chaetothyriales, Herpotrichiellaceae. The transcript has a single exon.
AUGGCCUCGCAGACCGACGCUGGCGGGAGUCCAACCCAGCGAAAGGAUUCUCGCCCAACACUCGCUGACAAUCCGCACAACCCCAGUUCAGCCGCUUACCUUGCUUACCCGGUGAAACAUGUGGUAUCAAGCCUCUAUCGUCGAAUGACCGAGCCCCCCGAGCGCCCUGUGAGCAAACUCCUCGAUGCUCCCGCCGUCACGUCCGCGACCUCGAGUGUCCAAUCUCUUCCGAAAAGAACGCAUUCACCAUUUCAGCCACCCCCUCUUACACCACUCGAACUAAGACACUUCUUGCCCCCGAAAGCCGCAGAGUCACUCCUGCUCACUCGAGCUCUUGCUGAAGAGAUUCGACUUCUCCUUCCUCCCAGGCUGCAGCUGUUAGAUCAUUGGAAAUUGGCAUACUCGCUGGAAGCAGAUGGAUCCUCACUGGCAACAUUAUACGAGCAUUGUGCUAAGGUCUCCACGCACACGCAGCGUUCGGGAUACGUCUUAGUCGUUCGCGACGCUUCUGACGCCGCUGCCAAUGGCUCUGUCUUCGGAGCGUAUCUCUCAGAUGCACCCAAACCUUCUAUGCAUUAUUUUGGCACCGGCGAAUGUUUUCUAUGGCGAGCCACUAUCCUGCCUACUCUGAAAGAUUUGCCCUCCGCAUCGGACGCACGCCCAGAAGAGGUCUUACAGUUGGCGGGGUUACCCCCUCCUCCCAGCGCCGACACUACCAACCUCCAGCGAGCAACAACCGUCCGUGGCGAGCGGCGGACAUCCUCUGUGUCGAGCUCUGUGGCGGACACAAGCCUCCGACAAGCUUCAGGAUCCCGAUCACACUCCCAGCCAGCGCUAAACCAAACGGGCACCUCGACACCGGAGCACAUCCGGUUCAAGGCCUUCCCUUAUAGCGGAGUCAAUGAUUUUCUGAUUUACUGUGAAAGCAACUAUCUUUCCAUUGGGGGCGGUGAUGGCCACUACGGGCUCUGGUUGGACGACCAGCUCAAUAAUGGCGUCAGCGAGACCUGCCCGACUUUUGGAAACGAACCAUUAAGUGAUGAAGGUAGGACGUUUGAAGUCCUUGGCGUCGAAGUUUGGUAUAUCGGCGCCUGA